UCUUUUCCUGAAGUGAAACGCUCCUGAAGCUCUGCAGCUCUGAUGAUAAUAAAUGCUUCUAUAAAGAUGAUUCAGUGGAGCGUGAUCAGUCCUGUUUCUGCUGAAAUGAAACCGAUGUUCUCAGAGUAGUCGGGAGUUUCUGAAAAACAUCAUCUUUCUUUGCUCGUGGAAACCCGUGUGACCUGUUUGGAUGAGUGAGCAUCAGACGUGUCACAGAGGCGCCGAAAACAGAAAUGAAAAGGGAAUGAGGAACUGAGCGGACGAGAAACCUCAGCACCUGCUUCAGCAUGACUGCGUCUUCACGGUUGCUCUCCGCUCACGAGCUGUCCUCUCCGUAUCAGAGCUUACGGGACAGCGGUGUGUCCGGCCGCGGGGGUCAGGAGCGGAAGUGUCCCGUCUGGGCUCCGCUGGCCGCUGCAGCUCUGCUGGUUUUGGGGGUUUUGUUGGCCUUGGCCGUCAUCGAGAGGCUGAAGUACGAGGAUCGAAUCAACGAGGCUCUGGAUCCUCGUCCCGCUCCAGGGUGCUGCGAGCAGACCGGCCCCGUCCAGCAGAGCAGUGUGGUUCUGGUGGAGAGUUUUCCUCUGGCCGUGGAUUACGGGACGAACGUGAGCUCCGGAGCGGAUCUGUACGGAGUCUGGAAGGAUCUUCUGUCUCUGGCCUCGGAUCGGGUCGAGGUGGCGUCCUUCUACUGGUGUCUGACCGGAGAAGACAUCGGCGUGAACUCGUCCAGCGACUCACGGCCUGACUGUGAUCCUCAGGGCAGGGAGAUCUUAGAAGAGCUCAAGGCCUUACCGUCCAGAAACGUGUCCGUGCGAGUCGUCACCAGCAUCCCGACAUUAGCUCCCAAUUCAACUGACCUCCGAACCCUCCGAGACCACGGAGUACAGAUACGGCGAGUGAACUUCGGCCGCUUGACGAAAGGAAUCCUUCACAGCAAGUUCUGGAUCGUAGACGGAAAACACGUUUACAUCGGCAGCGCUAACAUGGACUGGAGAGCUUUAACACAGGUGAAGGAGCUCGGGGUGGUCAUCUAUAACUCCAGCGCUCUGGCUGCUGACCUGAGGAAGAUCUUCCGCUCAUACUGGGUCAUGGGUCACUCCAACGCCUCCGUGCCGCAUCCCUGGCCCUCCGACUACAACACCAACAUCAACCAGGAGCACCCGCUGAUCAUAGACCUGAACGGAGUGAAGAGCAGGGCUUACAUCACAGCGUCUCCGCCGCUCUUCUGCCCGGACUCUCGCACACGGGACCUGGACGCCAUCCUGUCGCUCAUCACAGGAGCUCAGCGCUUCAUUCACGUGGCGGUCAUGGAGUUCUACCCCGCGUCCAAGUUCUUCCACCAUCACGGAUACUGGCCCGUGAUUGAAGACGCUCUGAAGCGCUCAGCCGUUGACCGAGGUGUGUGUGUCCGGCUGCUGGUCAGCUGCGGGCGGGAGUCAGACCCGGCCGUCUGGCCCUUCAUUCGCUCGCUAGAUGCUCUUCAUUCACCGGCGGACAACAUCAGCGUCACAGUGAAAGUGUUUGUUAUCCCGGCGGGGAACCGGUCGCACAUCCCUUAUUCCAGAAUCAACCACAACAAAUACAUGGUGACGGAUGAAGUGGCCUACGUGGGCACGUCUAACUGGUCGGCGGACUACUUCGACACCACGGCCGGCGUGGGUUUGGUUCUUUCCCAGGAUGCUUUGGGCGGCUCGCUCCAUCAGCAGCUGAGGGCCGUGUUCGACAGAGACUGGAGCUCGAGAUACUCUCACCGGCUCGCCGAUCUCCAGCGAGUCCACGACUGCUCUUUCCCCGCUUCUGCACCGUAACCAAAUAUUCAUAGAAAUACCAGCAUCACGUGAUUUAAAGGAGCCUCUAAAGAAGGGGACCUUUCUAUUACUGAAGCUUUUUAGUGGCACAUAUGAUUUGAUGAAUAAUAUCUUGUAUUAUACAGUUUAAUAACUCAUCAGUUGGAUUGAACGUAGUAAUCGAAUACAUGUAGUCAGACUUUUAGCUUGAAUAUAUAUCAUAUUUUUUUCUUAAAAUGUUUUUUCACACUGUCUUUUGUCAUUAUUACUUUUUUCUAUCAUUGUUUUCCUGUAAAAUAAAAAAUUUAAUAAAAA
This is a messenger RNA of Puntigrus tetrazona (Sumatra barb), 2102 nucleotides long. Its product is annotated as 5'-3' exonuclease PLD4. The transcript is spliced from 12 exons. Lineage: Eukaryota; Metazoa; Chordata; Actinopteri; Cypriniformes; Cyprinidae. Gene Ontology annotation, molecular function: catalytic activity. The coding region runs from base 288 to 1808 and encodes 506 amino acids. The record is from RefSeq and is a predicted model, not a curated record.